AUGACAGCUCCCAGCUCGUCAACUUCCACAAACAACAGUACUUGUAGUACCAGUACAACAACUAGCAGUAUGGUGACUCGUAAGGUUCAAGUAAGCCGCAGUGGGUUUCUGCAAGAAGCAGAGGAAGAAGAAGAGUUUGCGGAUUUGGAGGCUUUGGCUCUGGAUGAAGCAGAGUCUGAUCUGGAAGUGGAAAGGAAGGAGAGGAUGAAUACUACUGCAUGUGAUGCUAAUAGUGAUGUGACCUUGGAAGAAGAGAAUCUGCUGUUGAAGGAACAAGUGGAGGAGAUGAAACGGCAAUUGGAAUACUGGAAGUUGAAGGCUACGAGUGCCGGUAUGGGCAGUGGUGGUACUGGUACUGCCAGUGUAGUGGCCACAUCAUCCAACAAUUCAUUCUUUGAAGGCCUCAAGCACAUUAGUUUCUCUCCUGCUACUCCAGCUACUCCAGUCAGUAGCAGUGCAGUGGAGAUGCAGUAUGAUUCUCGCAUGGGAUUGCAUCAAAGAAGAUCCAUUCCCAAAGAAAAAGAAGGAUAUUUUGACAAUUGGAAUAUUUCUUCUCCUUUCAAGUUCACCACUUCUUCUACCUAUCCUGAGGAUGAGGAUGACCAAGAAGGAGUUUCUCUGGUCACUGCUACCAACAAGUCUCAUGCCAGUGACAGAGAUGAGGAAGAAGAUGAAGAUGAUGAUGAAUCUCAUCAUCAUUUACAUGCUUCCCCCAACAGCCCAACACAUGCUUCACCUAGUGCAGAUGAAGAUGAUAAUGGAGAACCAAAUUCACUGGUAGAUAGAGGAGCUUGGCUGGUAGGAUUGUUGGUACUACAGUCUUUCUCCUCAUUCAUUAUCAAAAACAAUGAAGCCAUGUUACACAGACAUGCCGUCAUUGUCAGAUUCCUCACCAUGCUGGUUGGAGCAGGAGGAAAUGCUGGCAAUCAAGCUUCAGUCAGAGUGAUUCGAGGAUUGGCCACGGGCAAGGUGGACAUUCAUCACAACAUGCGAGGAUAUCUAGUACAAGAACUACGAGCCGGAUUCUUUCUAUCCGUCGUAUUGGGGGUCGCCGGAGCCAUACGAGCCGCCGUUUUCUUCACACCUCUGGCCGAAACAUUCGCCAUUACCGCGUCACUCGUCAUGAUUGUCGGAAUAUCCAUAUUUCUAGGAACCAUUCUACCACUAUUCAUGAAAAUGAUACACAUCGAUCCCGCACAUUCAUCGACGACCAUUCAAGUACUCAUGGAUAUUUUGGGAGUCGCAAUCACCGUUUACGUAUCCUCCAUUGUGCUGGACACGAAAGUGUUCGAAUUUCUCAAACCACUACCCACACAAUCCGCAAAGGAUGACUAA
Molecule: messenger RNA, 1335 nt
Organism: Seminavis robusta
Lineage: Eukaryota; Bacillariophyta; Bacillariophyceae; Naviculales; Naviculaceae
Source: the annotation of a GenBank genome assembly